GACUCGGCACUGACUUGAUGAUUUAAGAGUCGUGGCAGACAAUUCCGUCGAUGUAUGCGCAGCUAAUGUUGCAGUUACAGCCACUUAUUGGAUGAAAUAUGAGGGACGACGGCUUUUGGAGACGGUUUGCAAUCAACAGUUUUCCCCAGUAGUCUACGGUUCGGGCGGUGUUGUCCAUACCGCAGGUUGCUCUACCCCGGAAGGGCUAGGGGCAGCGUUGCUAGGGAGACGAGGAUUUGUUUGGCGAUGGUUUCCCCGGUCCGCUAGCUGUGAGGAGGAUAACAAGCCAUUAUAAGAUACUUCCCCUCGUCAAGCAAAAGUGGCCUGUUGGCUUAGAUUAUGAGCGGCCUUUCAGAGACCCGCUGGAGUCGCGCGCGGGAGACGAGCGAACGCAGUUAUCGCCGCAUGGGGUUGACACUAGAGUGGACGCUGUAAUGGGAAUGCAGGGCUGGAGAACCGGUGUGUCUGCCAGGAGGAGAAGCUCUCCAUCAUGACCCUCUCAUCCCAUCCCCUCCAUCCCCUCCACACUCAGAGGGGACAGACAAGCGGCGUUCAGCUCCCCCUUCACCCCUCCCCCGACCUGAGCCCCACAGCAAGGAAGAGGGACAGUUAGAGGCUAAGACGGACAACAAGGAGGAAGAGGAGGAGGAGGAAGGAGCUCCACUGGAACUCAUGGCCGAGUUCCUGUCGUCGGUGAUGAGGCGAGACCUGGGGCUAGCCAGCCGGCUGUGUCACAUGAUUCUGGUCCACGAGCCGGAGAACCCAGAGGCCGUCCAGUUCCUGCCCCUGAUCCAGCAGAAGCUCUUGGAAGACCAAGAAAAGGAGCUCGGUACCGAUGAUGAGGAGGACGACGAUGAGGAGGAAGGAGAUGAUAGUGAUGAAGACACAGACGACUCUGAGUCGUGCGAUGAAGACGAUCACUCUGGAGGCAGUGAAGGCUCGACCCAUGAUUGAAGCUAAUCCUGCCUCAUCCUCAUGAGAUAUUUACCACAUUACAGUUUUAGACAAGCUUGUAUGUAGUGUAAAACUUUCAACAUCUCGCGUCACUUUAUCUUUGCUAAGGGAAUAAAGAAUCAGUCGAUGACA
Gadus macrocephalus (Pacific cod) is the source of this 1086-nucleotide messenger RNA. RefSeq names its product glutamate-rich protein 2-like. The transcript is spliced from 7 exons. The record is from RefSeq and is a predicted model, not a curated record. NCBI's taxonomy places the organism in Eukaryota, Metazoa, Chordata, Actinopteri, Gadiformes, Gadidae. Bases 673 to 954 code for a protein of 93 amino acids.